ACUCCAUCGCGCCACACGGCACACUUUUGCUCUGUCAGGGGGGCAUCAUUUCCUUUUCACCAAGGCUCAGGUAUUUGAAUAUAUUACAUUUGAAUAAUUUCCAAACUUGUUCACCUUCAAAGCACACUUGGAAUAGAAAAGCCAGAAAAGCAAUGAUAGAAAGCAUUAAUAGCAUGAACUUCAGUCGUGUCACAGUCCAACAUCUCCAACAAAUCCAGGAAGACAACAAGGGUGAACUACAGCAAAUGGGCUUGCAGAUAAACUUGUGUGACAUUCCUUACAUUCAACUUUAAUCAAUCCACAAUCUCCCAUCUACCUCCCAAAAACAUCAAGAUCAGAAAAGCUGUGAUGGAUGGCUUCUCCUAUUCACCUGCUGUUGUUGUGUCUAGCUUCGACAUGGCUGCCAAAGCAAGCAUGUCAGAACCACAGUCAUUGAUGAGUCACCCAUCCACGAUGGCAAAUCCAGCGGUUGACAGGCUGCUGAAACAAUUCCACCAUGCCAAGCGAGCGAGGGUGGAAAAUAUUAUCCAGGGCAUGUCAGGUCUACCCAAAAUAAGAGCUCCUAGGGAAGGUGGGAGAAGUGAUGGGGGUACACAGGGUGGUGAGACAUUUCUCCAGACAGGUAAGCGGAAAGGGAGCCUCCCUAAAAACCAUAGCCACACGUUGGGAGGAACCUGUGGUGACAAAGGAGAAGAGUUCAGAAAGCUGAGGGAGCAGCUGUGGGCCAUGCAGAGGUUCCUUGAGGACCUCCAGCAGCAGCAGGGCUUCCUCCGGGGUGACCAGCUGAGCUGCUCCCAGGCAUGGGACCAGGAGAAGGGUGAGACGGGCUUGCCGGAGUAUCACAACAGCAAGAGGGACACAGAAUCUCCAGAGGGCUCUGACUGCUGGCCUCACACCCACCAAGACAAAGAGCAUAAUGGGAGGUUUAGCAAGAAUAAAAUGUAUGGAGGGCAGAUUCCCCAGGAAGAUGAUAACAAAGGAUAUAACAACUUGCUGGAGACUUUGAAGCGGGAGCUAUGUCAAGCCAUGAAUAAGAGUGUGGACUUUGUGUUUGAAAACCUAUCCCCAACUUUGCGUAUUCAGUCUCAUCAAGCAUAUGUGAAGCAAGUUCCAUUUCCCAAUUAUAUAAAACCCAGGAAUGAGAUACUGAUCCCCAGUCCUCAAAAACCAUCCCUGGACAAAGAAGAAAGAUUGCCUGUAGUAUUUCAAAAGAAGUCUAAGGUGCCAUCGACAGAAGGCCAAACGGAGGCUCGAUCAUUCGUCAUUAGCAAUCCACCUUUGACUCACUGGCCCUCACUGAACCAGAAGGCAAAAAGGCAUUGCCAUUCUCUCCAGGCACCAUUACAGUUAAACCAGCAAAACUCUCAGCAAGAAAAACAGAUUCUGGAACACCUCAUGUAUGGCCCACUUGGUAACCUGGCAACCCUCCAAAGCAAGAGCCAAGCCAUGGAUCAGGAGAAGGUGAAGCCUGAAGUGUACUCCACUUCCAUGGACCGCCAGGCACAUCCUGUAGCUCUGAGUCAGGAAACAGUGGGCAGUCUUUGCCACCCUCAUGCCUUUAUUUCCAGGGACAUACAGGCUGUAGCGGAGAGGAACUUCUUUAUGGCUGAAGGUUUAACUCCCAACCAUCUGAAGAAGGCAAAGCUGAUCUUCUUCUACUGUCGAUAUCCCAACUCCAAUGUGCUGAAAACGUUCUUUCCAGACAUCAAAUUCAAUCGCUGCAUUACUUCCCAGCUCAUCAAGUGGUUCAGCAACUUUCGCGAGUUUUACUAUAUCCAGAUGGAGAAGUUUUCCCGCCAGGUCAUCGCAGAUGGCGUCAACAGUGCAUCAGACCUUUCUGUGACCAGGGAUUCGGAGCUGUUCCGAUCCCUCAACAUGCAUUUCAACAAAGCCAAUGACUUCCAGGUUCCUAGCAGAUUUCUAGAGGUCGCCGAGAUUACACUCAGAGAAUUUUUCAAUGCCAUUUCACUGGCCAAAGACCUGGACCCAUCGUGGAAGAAAGCGAUUUACAAGGUCAUCUGUAAAUUGGACAGCGAUGUCCCAGAAGUUUUUAAAACCACAAUUUCCUGGUGAAGUAUUACCACCAGCCAUCAAUGCGGUCUACAGACAAGACAAAUUAGUCUAAAAAGAAAACCACUAAGUUUAAGACGAUUCUACUGUACGUGUCUAGGCAAACAUUUCAUAUAAACUUACCAUUAUCUUCAGACACUGCAAUCAUUUCUGCAAGUGUCUUUCAGUACAGGUUUGACUGUGUAGUUUAUACCCUUCAAGAGCUCGACUUGAAUUAUAAGUUUAUUUUGUAUACAUCAUACAAAGAAUGUAUAUGUUUAAGUAUAUUUGUGGGCAGUAUGUAGGCUAGAGGUUAAGGUACAUGACAGGGCCCCGCAAGGUUGGCGGUUUAAUCCCCAGUGUAGCCACAAUAAAAUCCGCACAGCUCUGGGGUGCUUGAGCAAGGCCCGUAACCCCGCAUUGCUCCAGGGGAGCUGGUACCCUGCUUAGUCAAAUUAACUGUAAGUGGCUUUGGAUAAAAGCGUCAGCUAAAUAACAUGUAAUGUAACGGCUCUUUAAUAAAGUAUCACCAUCUCCUUA
Messenger RNA from Conger conger (European conger), 2589 nucleotides. Its product is annotated as prospero homeobox protein 1-like. NCBI's taxonomy places the organism in Eukaryota, Metazoa, Chordata, Actinopteri, Anguilliformes, Congridae. The coding region runs from base 349 to 2073 and encodes 574 amino acids. The transcript is spliced from 5 exons. Gene Ontology annotation, cellular component: nucleus. Gene Ontology annotation, biological process: regulation of transcription by RNA polymerase II. Gene Ontology annotation, molecular function: DNA-binding transcription factor activity, RNA polymerase II-specific; RNA polymerase II cis-regulatory region sequence-specific DNA binding. The record is from RefSeq and is a predicted model, not a curated record.